Messenger RNA from Trametes versicolor FP-101664 SS1, 511 nucleotides. RefSeq lists its product as uncharacterized. The transcript has a single exon. Bases 55 to 354 code for a protein of 99 amino acids. NCBI's taxonomy places the organism in Eukaryota, Fungi, Basidiomycota, Agaricomycetes, Polyporales, Polyporaceae. The record is from RefSeq and is a predicted model, not a curated record.
UUGCCCCAGCCAGCGCCCGCGGCCGCUCUCGGCGAACACCAGCGCCAGCAGCGUAUGGACACGAAGAAGCCUCGCGGCCGAGACCUCACGGGGCCAUAUGUCCGCAAGAACCCUUUGCCAAAGGAGGGCGUCAAGAGCAAGCCGUUCAUCGUCGACUCUGACGUCGAGGACGACUUCGGGCAGCCUGCGGCGGAGCACGGGGAGUUCUAUAUCUUCGAUGAGCCGAUCCCGGCAUUCUGGCCUGCCAGUGACACGGAAGGCAGCUUGUUCGCCUUGUUUGCCUGUUCUCCAUUCGAGUCCAACGGCCGCCCGAGCGGCACCAUGCGUCUCUCGGACAUUGCGAUGGGUUUGUAGCCUGGAGCGGAGGAAGGGUCAGGCUCGGAGUGGGAUCAGUGCUCAUACUUACCUGCUUGGAGGCUGGCGUGAGCGUAUUCGUAGUUAUUGUGCUCGCAUUGCGUAUUGUAUUCACAAUUAAUUGGAAUCCUUGAGCGAUGUUGGGUCCUGCGUCCGU